This is a messenger RNA of Oikopleura dioica, 807 nucleotides long. The record is from the annotation of a GenBank genome assembly. NCBI's taxonomy places the organism in Eukaryota, Metazoa, Chordata, Appendicularia, Copelata, Oikopleuridae.
AUGGCGAAUCUAGACCAACAACUGGACGGUGCUUUGGAUAUGAUGAGGAGGCUUCCACCUCAUCACGUUCAGAGAAAUCUUAGUAACUUAAUUGACCUCGUCCCUGAUCUUUGCGAUGAUCUCCUAGCGGCCGUUGAUCAACCCCUCAAAGUCGGCAAAGACAAAAAGACCGGGCAGGACUAUCUCUUUUGCGACUAUAACAGAGACGGCGACUCCUACAGAUCUCCACAUUCGAACGAGUAUGAUCCCCCGAUUGAAGAUGGAGCUGUUCCAUCAGAUUACCUACGGAAAUUAGAGAUUGAAAUGAAUCAAGCCUUCAAUCAGUACCGAGAAUUAUAUUUUGACGGUGGAGUCAGUUCAGUAUAUCUCUGGGAUCUGGAUCAUGGAUUCGCCGGAGUCAUUCUAAUUAAAAAAGCGACAGAAAAAGCACCAAAAGGUUGUUGGGAUUCGAUUCAUGUUUUCGAGUGCCAAGAAAAAUCGAGAUCGGCGCAUUACAAGCUCACUUCUACGGUUAUGCUCUGGCUGCAGACGAAUACAAAAGGCGCUGGAAUGAUGAACCUUGGUGGCUCUCUUAUGCGACAAUUGGAGAGAGACAUGCCUUUGGAUGCCAGCUCGCCACACGUGAUCAACUUUGGCAAACUUGUAGAAGAGCACGAGAAUAAAAUUCGCCACACGCUGAACGAGAUCUAUUUCGGCAAGUCGCGCGAUAUCGUCCACGGCCUGCGCUCAAUCCAGCCUCUGCAAGAUGAAAAAGCAAAGAAGGCCCUUGCCGCCGAACUUAAUCGCAAGCUAAACAAGCCAUCCUAA